Molecule: messenger RNA, 2046 nt
Organism: Coffea arabica (coffee)
Lineage: Eukaryota; Viridiplantae; Streptophyta; Magnoliopsida; Gentianales; Rubiaceae
Product: glucan endo-1,3-beta-glucosidase 11-like
Biological process (GO): carbohydrate metabolic process
Molecular function (GO): hydrolase activity, hydrolyzing O-glycosyl compounds
Source: RefSeq, a predicted model, not a curated record
ACCAACCCCUUUUGGUUUGGCCAUCCCUCCUCUCCAUCUCCAGUCCUGAGUCCACUCUCUCUCUCUCUCUUUUCCACUGUCCAUAGCCUUAGCGUGUUGUGUUGUGCUGUCCUCCAUUUUAGUGUGGAGGAUUGGAAUCUAAACCCAUAAAGGAAAAGCUUUUGGUUUUCUUUAAGGGCGGGCUGCUGCUACGACACUCCCUCCGUAGAGUAGAUCAAGAAUGGAUCGAUCAAGAAGAUCUACGAUGAUGAUCUACGUAUCGACCAAAAAAGAAGAUCUGCGAUGAUGAUAGACAGGCACUUCAUAAAACAAGUGAAACAAAAGAUGGAAACAAAAGAAGAAGGCUGCUGCUGCUGCUUCACUCUUCUCCGCCUCCACAACCACCGCGUUUCUUCACUACUCUUGAUUCUCUUCGUCGUCGUCGUCUCACCAGAAUUCAUCACUUGCGCGGCUCCCAUUGCCAUUAACUACGGCCAGAUCGCCAACAACCUCCCUUCCCCAGAAUCUGUCGUCCCUCUCGUCAAAUCCAUCGGCGCCACCCGCCUCAAGCUCUACGACGCCGACCCCACCGUCCUCAAGGCCUUCGCCAACACCGGUGUCGAGUUCAUCGUCAGCCUCGGCAACCAGUACCUUUCCAAGACCAGGGACCCCAAGCAAGCUCUUGCCUGGGUCAAGGCCAACGUCCAACCCUUCCCCGCCACCAGAAUCACCUGCAUCGCCGUCGGCAACGAGGUCCUCACCUUCAACGACACCUCCCUCUCCUCCAACCUCCUCCCCGCUAUGCAGAGCGUCUACUCCGCCCUCUGCUCCCUCAACCUCCAGGACAAGGUCUCCGUCACCACCGCCCACUCCCUCGCCGUCCUCCAGACCUCCUACCCCCCCUCCGCCGGCAGGUUCCGCCCGGACCUCGCCCCCUGCUUGACCGCCAUCCUCAACUUCCACCUCAAGACCGGCUCCCCUUUCCUCAUCAAUGCCUACCCCUACUUCGCCUACAAGGCCAACCCCAAGCAGGUCCCACUCGAGUUCGUCCUUUUCCAGCCCAACCCCGGGAUCCUCGAUCCCGCCACCAAUCUCCACUACGACAACAUGCUUUUCGCCCAGAUCGACGCCGUCCAUUCCGCCGUCGAGUCCCUGGGUUCAAGGACGACGGUGUGCGUCCAGAUCUCCGAGACCGGCUGGCCCUCCAAGGGGGACGCCGACGAGGCCGGAGCCACCCCGGAGAAUGCCAAGAAGUACAACGGCAACCUCAUCAACAAGCUGGUGUGCGGGAAGAAGGGGACGCCCAUGAGGCCCAACGCCGACUUGAACAUCUAUGUAUUCGCCCUUUUCAACGAGAACAUGAAGUCCGGCCCAACCUCCGAGAGGAACUACGGCCUCUUCAAGCCGGAUGGCUCCCCGGCCUACUACAUUGGCUUCAACGGGACCGGCCUCCUUUCCACUUCCUCCAAUACCUCCAGUACUCCUAGCAGUACUGGUAGUAGCAGCAGCAGCAGUAGUAGUGUUCCUCCUGGCUCCUCCUCCGGUGGUCCCACUUCUUCCACUGGCUAUUUAUCCAUCACCUCCGAUGCGGGAUUACAUGCUUUGCCCAGUGCAGUGCCGCACUUGUUACUGAUGAUUUGUUGGCUCGUAUUGUUGCUGGCCUUCCAACUUCCAAGAGAACAUUAGACAAAUCACAAUUGAGUAUUAUUGCCCCCACUGGGAGAAGGGGGGGGGGGGAGCAUCUUCAUUAUAUAGGCUUUGAGGGUUGGGGAAAAGAAUUGAGAUUCUCCUUUGAUCGAGUCUUUGAGGGCUUUGGCUGGCCUUUUAUUUAUCAUUAUCAGAAGAGUAGUGCUACUAGUAGUGUAGUGGAGUGGGUUCAGCAGAACUAAGCACAGUAGGAGCCUCCUCUUAUGUUGUCUGUAGGACCAUCAAAGUUUGAUGUGGACGACGGUAGCUGAGUCAGAGUGGCGCAUAAUCCUGGACGGUUGUUGCCCACCGUCGCCUGCUCUUCCUUCCUGUAUUCUUUCAUUUAUUUAUUUGCACUUAUUGUUGGUAUUCUACCCAUUA